CUUGUGCACCUCAGCUGGGCUCUAGUGUCCUCAGAACCAAAGGGCUGCAACGCUAGAUGCAUUUAAUCAUUCAGAUCCCCCUUAUUCGGAGAAGAGGUAAUAUCUUACGUUUGCGAGUGCGAUCUAUCCAAGUUCUCGACCAGCUGCAAGUCCUGCAACAAAGCACCCACACACAUAACGCCAAUAUGUGGGUUAACUUGCAUUUCCAACGUUUACGCGAUGGUCCACCGCCUCUGUUGCAAAUUCAAAGGUUCCUUUCGUUAGCGAGCUACUUUUGCAACCGGAAUUUUUGGAUCAAGAAAAUUUCACCUGCUGGGAAGAGGGAGAUGAAUCCGGACGCGCAAGUUACAAUGUUCUCCAAGCGCAUCCUGACUCUUCUUCUCUUCCUCGUCUCGCUCAGUCUCCUCACUUGGUCCAAGCCCAUUGACAGCGAUGAGGUUGGUAUCCGAGCCAUCGACGACGAAGUCGGUGUACGUGCCAUCGACGAUGUUGCCGAGGUCGAGGACUUGAUUCGUCGUGAUGCCUUCCCCCAUAGGCCAUGCGGAUGUGACCAGGAUCUCCUUAAAGUUCUUGUUGACCUUGACAGGAAACUCACGGUUAAAAUUCAAGAUCUCGAUGGAAAGAAGCGCUUGGGCCCUAUCAUCGAAGAAAUUAUUGUCAUCAUCCGCGUCGCCAUCCGCGUCAUUGACGAGAUUCGCAUUUCUUCUUGCAAAGUUACUGCUGUCAUCAGGGUCUGUGUGGAUAUUAUCAUCAAGAUCAUUGUGGCGAUUUCUCGUGGUUGCCACAGGUACCGAGACGUCAAACAUUCUAGGUUCAUCGUGAAGCUCGAUCUCGUUAUCGUCGCUUUACUCAAAAGCUGCAUCCGAGUUUGCCCCCGCAUCAGGGAGCCCCUCAAGGUUGCCCUCAUUGUUCAUAUUAAGAUCCUUGAAAUCUUUGUCAACCUUCGCGCUUUCCUGGGCCAUCACUAAGGGUCCACAC
This is a messenger RNA of Cantharellus anzutake, 978 nucleotides long. RefSeq lists its product as uncharacterized. The record is from RefSeq and is a predicted model, not a curated record. The coding region runs from base 186 to 968 and encodes 260 amino acids. Lineage: Eukaryota; Fungi; Basidiomycota; Agaricomycetes; Cantharellales; Hydnaceae. The transcript is spliced from 8 exons.